This is a messenger RNA of Neohortaea acidophila, 666 nucleotides long. RefSeq lists its product as uncharacterized. The record is from RefSeq and is a predicted model, not a curated record. Bases 1 to 666 code for a protein of 221 amino acids. NCBI's taxonomy places the organism in Eukaryota, Fungi, Ascomycota, Dothideomycetes, Mycosphaerellales, Teratosphaeriaceae. The transcript has 2 exons.
AUGCCUGCAACAACGGAAAUCUGCACCCUCACCCUCGCACCCGGGACCGACAUCAACGACCCCAACAGUGCCGCUGCAGCGGUGCUGAAGGAAUGCAACGACACUUUGGCCAGCCAACCGGGCUUCCAGAAAUUGUGGUACGGGACAGCAGUCGAGAAGCCCGAGAUGCUGCAAUUGUUCAUCGACUGGAAUAGCAAAGCCGCGCACGAAACAUUCCAAGCGGCAGCAGACACCUACGCCGCCUUCCGCUCGCACCUAGCCAAACUGCACACCGGCACGCCGCACGUCGUGCACGUCGACUUCCUACCCGAAGGCGGUGUAGCAGCCGCACUGUCAGCGAAAGUGACGCAAGUCGCAACCUUUUACUUCGACGGCGCGCCGCCUGCCAACGCCUUUGAGGGGGCCGAAACGCUCAUCACAAGGCUGAUUGGGAACGAGGAUGUCAAUGUUUCCGGGUGGGCGUAUGGGACUACGCAUGAGGUUGUGGAGAAGGAGGGGGUGAGGGGCAGGGCGAAUGUGCUUGUUAUGGGGUGGGAGUCUGUCGAGGCGCACGCUGCUUCGCACGAGACGCGCACGCUCAAGGAGAAUAUUCAUUUGUUGACGACGGGGGAUGUCAAGACGUAUGAACAGGUGCAUGUGCCUGCUACGCUUUAUCGGCGGGGGUAG